AUGGGAGCAAUGCGGCGGCGAUGAAGGUGUACCUGACGAAGAAGGAGCGCAAGAGGAUACGCCGUACAACGAGGAUGGAGAGGGAGAGGGAAAAGCAAGACAAGAUCGCCCUCGGGCUGCUGCCAACGCCGGAGCCGAAGAUGAGCAUGAGCAACUUCAUGCAGGUACUAGGGGACCAGGCGGUGGUCGACCCUUCGAAGGUGGAAGCCCUGGUGAUGGGGCAGGUGCACCGCCGCAAGGCCGAGCACGAGGCCCGCAACCAGGCGGCCAAGCUUACCCCCCAGGAGAAGAGGGACAAGAGGAAGAGAAAGCUGCUCGAGGACACCUCCAAGGAGUUGCAGGUGGCAGUGUACCGGGUAGCGGAUAUGUCGGACCCCAAGCGGCGCUUCAAGGUGGACGUGAACGCGCAGCAGAGAUACCUCACGGGGGGGGUGGUCAUGUGCACAGACGAGGCCAACCCGGGCAUGAACAUGGUGGUGGUGGAAGGAGGUCCGAAGGCCGUUCGCGCCUACACGAAGCUCAUGACGCGCCGCAUACGCUGGGGGGAAGAAGAGUUCGGGGAAGGGGACUCGGAUUCUGAGAGCGACGAAGAGGUGUCCAAGCCGGCCCUGUCAGGGUGCAUGUGCGAGCUGGUAUGGCAAGGCACUGUGCAGACGAGGUCUUUCCCUGCAUUCCGAUUCCAGGAGUGCAAGUCGCCCGAAACUGCCCGAAAAGUGAUGGACGAGAAGGGAGUGGCGCACCUGUGGGAUAUGGUGGUGGCCAGCGCGAAGGCCGCCAGAGCAUCUGCGGCUAACGCUGGCGCGAUUGGCGCGGGCUUGAGAUACUGACCGAGAACUGUGUUCCGCGUUUGUCCCUUAGAUGACGUGGGAUGAUGCGGUUUUGUUUUGGAAUGAGGGGUGAUGGUGGUGGUGGACCACAUGUUGUGCUGGGGGCGCUGGAGGGAGUCCGUAGCCAAAUGCUAAGGGCGGGUGCCCCCAAGCCGCUCGAUUUCGGUGGAGGGGGGGGUAUUCUCAAUGUUUUUUUAUGCCUAGGCGGUUAGAAGACAGACCACGCAUCCUCGAGAGGACGGAGGGAUGCUGGACAAGAGCCGAUCGUUUCUCGGAAAAGGGGGCGCGAUGCCUGUUGUAGGUGUCACACUUGAUCGUUGUCGUUUGUGACGGUGAUUGAGGUAGCGCACCAGAUUUAGCGGGCGGAGGAGCAAAACGUGUGUGUCGCCGAGUGCCCAUAUUCUGUUGGAGGUGGUGCGGGCUCUGCAAUCGUCGGCGUUGGAGGUGGAAGUCUUCUGUAGGGUUUGCUUCCUUCGUCUGAACUUGAUUUUCUUUUUGUUCGUUGUUCUUUUCGAGUAUUCCGGGAGGUUUUGUGAACGGCGUUCGUUUCAUGUCAUCUCGAGGAAAAAGGUGGAACACAGAGGAGAGGAGAAGCUUGCCCACCUGAAAACGGGGGUCUCAGGAGGGAGUCUUGGGUAUGAACUCAGAGUGCGGGCGGGGUGAGGGGUCAUGGACGGCGGGACCAAAAGAACAGGAGCGCCCUUGGAGGGUUGAAAGAUUGUUGCAACAACGCGCGUCGAUAUCUGGUCUGGUACAAUUAGGGGCAAGAAUACUUUUUCCGGGAUGCCGUUCUCUUCUCCGAGCACGCACCUUCGGCAGCACGUCCGUACCAUGCUUUUGUGCCCGCCAUUGACCUCGGGAGGUAGAUAACCCAAGUCGCAUGCGGACUUGACGUAAAUGACCGACUGGUUUGUGGUACGACCGCUGUAGGCCCUGAUCAUCGCGUAUUCUUCAUUCCAAAAAGUUUUCGUCUACGGUGGUCCCGUCCAUGCGUGCUGUCGGUCUUGCCUCCAUCUUCAAACCCUGCAUCUUCGCGAAUGAAGGGGUGUGCAAUGAAAACGGACGUGCUUUUACCCUUGGAAGAAGACCCGCUAACGCUUGGAUUGAUUCAUCGCUACUACUUUUUUUCCCGGACUCUUUUUAGUGUAGACAAGAGAAGAAUUCGUUGUGUUUUCGUGACCAAAGAAAAAAUGAGAAACGAAGGCUAGGACUAGGAAGGAAAGAGGGUAGAAAAGCGGGCCCUUCUGGUGCGACUACACUGUCAAGAUGUUGUAGCCAGUUGGGAUGCGAACCACAAUGUUGAAUCUCUACUUGCUCGUACUCGCCCGAUCUCUCCGAUCGUCGUCGCAAAAGGAGCUACAUGUGGCUUCCCGUGCAAGCCUGGAUUGCAGAGACGAGGGGAG
This is a messenger RNA of Ectocarpus sp. CCAP 1310/34, 2230 nucleotides long. The record is from the annotation of a GenBank genome assembly. NCBI's taxonomy places the organism in Eukaryota, Phaeophyceae, Ectocarpales, Ectocarpaceae.